Messenger RNA from Fusarium verticillioides 7600, 951 nucleotides. RefSeq lists its product as hypothetical. The transcript has a single exon. Bases 1 to 951 code for a protein of 316 amino acids. The record is from RefSeq and is a predicted model, not a curated record. Gene Ontology annotation, molecular function: RNA-directed RNA polymerase activity. Lineage: Eukaryota; Fungi; Ascomycota; Sordariomycetes; Hypocreales; Nectriaceae.
AUGCAACCUGGGUAUUUAGGCAUCGCAACCAAGUUCAAAGAAAAGCUGUGUUAUCUGGAAAGAGGCGUCAACAGCGAACGGGCUGUUGCUUUGAGCACACUGGUUGCUCUCCUUGUCGACCAAGCCAAACAGGGAUUGUUAUUCACUCGCGAAGACUACGACCGGCUGAAGCGCGAUAUGCAAAUGAAAGGCAAAGACCCAGAAUAUGAGAAUGAGAGGAGCUCUAGACGCAACUACGUCAACAGGGAUGGCUCCAUACAUAUCUUGGACGAGCUCAAGUUUAUAGUAGCUGAGGACACAAUCGCAGACGCAUUAAAGAAGUUCUCGGAUGCUCUCUUUGGAAAAGAUGUCCCCGUGCAAGCAUGGGACAAGGAUCUAGCUCGUCUCUGGGACGAUUUUGAAAAUCAGAAGAACGAAUCGAGGAUCAUCGGCAGACUCAUGACUGACCUCCGCGCUCAGGUUUCCGAUAUCUCUGAUGAGUGGAAGAAGACAAUGGCUGGUGGUAAGAGUGAUUCCUCCAACAGCGACUUUGGCGUCAAAGUCAGAGAACUGCAUCAGAAGUGGUCUUCAUAUCAACCACCACCCGAACUCCUAACCUCUAGACAAGUCAAGCCCCUCCUCGACGAAUGGAACGGCGACCCAUCUCUAAGCAAAUGGGAGCUCCUCAAAGCAUCAACCAUGUUCAAACUCGGCUACGAAAAGUCAUAUAGCAUGCUCUGGCGUCUCUCAGGCAAACAACUCGCAUGGAUGAAGGCUACAAUGUCGCGCAGCACAUCAGACGCAAGCGCGAUCGCAGUGACGGCUGAGAUGUGGAGCAUUCUCAGACCUGAUAACAAGCGGAUCGCUGCGCUUAAUGCGAGGAGGCAGAUUGGGCAUGAUAAUGAGAGUCUUGCGGCGCUGGAGGAGGUCACGGAGUAUGAUGAGACGGGGACGCAGAUUGACGAUGCCUAG